AUGUCCACCGCACUCCCGCACGUUAUUGCUUUCCUCUCCCGUGGUCUCUUGGCCAAAUUCUCUCCUGGCGCUGUGACGUCUCUGCAACUCAUCCUCGCCGCCUCCCUGCGCUCCGCCCCGUCGACCGCGACCUUCAUCCUCACCCCGGCAACGGGCACUCUCCCCGCACCCCUGCGCGCCGCGUCGAACGGCUCCGGCAUCCCCUGGUCCUCCUGGUUCUCCAUUCUGAGCGGCGGCGCCGCACGCGUGCUGCUGUUCUACGGCCCCGACUACGUCAAGCUGCGCAUCGGCGACGCUGCGCUCGUGGACCUGUGGCGCGCGCGUGCCCCUGCCGCGGCGGCGCGUGCUGCGAAGCCGCUGUCCGUGUUGAAGGGCGUCGCGCACCCCCUGCUGCAGGCGAACACCGGCGCACGGCUGCGUGCUGCGCUGCUCUCUGCGCGUGUCCGGCACAGCCGCCGCCUCGAGCUCGAGCUCGAGGCGGCCAGCGUGCCCGAUGCGAUGGAGCUUUCGGAUUCGGACGACUCGGACGACUCGGAGUCGGAUAUGGACUCGUACGAGUCGCGAUCCACUGUCGAGUCGGAUUCAGACGUCGAGUCCCCUUCGUCGUUCUACUCGUAUGACGGCUUCGACGCGGACUCGGACUCGGAUUCGGAUUGCGACGAACUGAUCUCAGCCUCAGAUUGCGACUCGGACGUCGCUACCUGGUCGCCCUCACCCGCUGUUAAAGCCCAGACCUAUGUCUACCAAGGCGGCGUCACGCGCGUCACCUCGGGUGGUGUUAUGCUGGGAUCUGCCAGUGCUUCCUCCAAGCGCUGGUAA
This is a messenger RNA of Mycena citricolor, 819 nucleotides long. Lineage: Eukaryota; Fungi; Basidiomycota; Agaricomycetes; Agaricales; Mycenaceae. The record is from the annotation of a GenBank genome assembly.